UUGAACUGCUGCCCCGCGCUGCGGAGGGCCGAAAGGCGGGAGCCAACGGCCGGCUCUGCGGGGCGCGGGGCGACGCGGGAGCCCGGCGUAGAGGGGCUGGCCUCGCUGGGACCUGGAGCUGUGAGUCUUCUGGCCCCGCCGUCGCUCCUGCGCAGACGUGGGAUCACAGCCGCCGGGCCUUCGGCGACCCGGGGUUCUGGGGCGCCAGCGGGCAUUGUCUCCGCCGCCGGCGUCCCCCGAGGCCGCCCCCGGCCAUGAUCGACUCGGUGAAGCUGCGCCGCGACAGCGCGGCCGACUUCUUCUCGCACUACGAGUACCUGUGCGCGCUGCAGGACUCGGUGCCGCUGCCCUCGGUGCGCGCCUGCCUGCGGGAGGGCGUGCUGGACUUCAAUGCCGACCGCCUCCGCGUCGUUGACUGGGCGCCGCUCCUGAGCACCCUCAAGAUUAAUAAAGAUCUGCCCCUAGUCUCUAUCAAGAGCUUCUUCCAGCCGUGGCUUGGCGAAACAGUCUCUGACAGGAAUAAAGUUUGCAGAAGUCGUGUUCCUGCAAUAAGAAGCAAAGAUGUGACUUUCCAGUUAUGUAAAGCUCUCAAAUGCUGUUUAAGUAUAUCAAGCGCUCUGAAGAACCUAGAACUAAAUGGAUUAACUCUAAGAGAGAGAGAUUUAACUAUUCUGACGAAGGGAUUGAAUAAAUCGGCUGCUUUGGUACACCUGUCUCUUGCAAAUUGUCCAAUUGGAGAUGGAGGUUUAGAGAUUAUUUGUCAAGGUAUAAAGAACUCUAUCGCUCUUAAGACCGUAAACCUCACGGGCUGUAAUCUGACGUGGCGGGGAGCAGAUCACAUGGCCAAGAUCUUAAAGUAUCAGACCAUGAGGAGGCAUGAAGAAACCUGGGCCGAGAGCCUUCGUUAUCGGAGACCUGACCUGGACUGUAUGGCUGGUUUGAGGCGCAUCACCUUGAACUGCAACACGCUCAUUGGUGACAUUGGUGCAAGUGCUUUUGCAGAAUCUCUCAGUGAUGAUUUAUGGCUUAGAGCACUUGACCUGCAGCAGUGUGGCCUCACCAAUGAAGGAGCAAAGGCUUUACUAACGGCCCUGGAAACCAAUAGGACUCUGGUCAUUCUGGAUAUAAGAAAAAACCCACUUGUUGAUCAUUCUGUGAUGAAAGCAGUUAUUAAGAAAGUUCUCCAGAAUGGAAGGAGCGCCAAGUCAGAGUACCAGUGGAUCACUUCUCCGUCGGUGAAGGAACCAUUCAAAGCUGCUAGGCAGAAAAAGAGAACUAUCAUCCUGGGAAGUGGCCGAAAAGGGAAAGCUACUAUUAGAAUCGGACUGGGCACGAAGAAGCCUGUAAGUAAUGGAAGAAAGCACUCCCUUGGCAAAGAGUACUAUGCCCCCGAGCCUCUCCCUCCUGGCGUGUCUGGCUUCCUGCCGUGGCGCACAGCGGAGCGUGCCAAGAGGAGCAGGUGGGCAUUUCCCUUCCCUGCCUGCAGCCGUUCACCAUUCUUCGUUUUGGAUCCUGCGUCACGUGGGAGGCGCCUGGUGGAAAAACUGGAGGGGUGCCUAAAGCAGUUAAAGGAGGAAAGAGUAAUAAGACUGAAGGCUGAUAAACGAGUCAGUGAGCUGGAACGUGAAAACGCCCGGUUGAGAAAUAUCAAUUACUCUUUGUCUGAAGCCCUUCACGCGCAGACGGUGACAAGCGUGAUGCUGGAUGAUGAAGGGGUUUUGCGCAGCAUUGAGAACUCCUUCCAGAAGUUCCAUGCCUUCUUGGAUCUCCUUAAAGAUGCUGGGCUUGGUCAGCUUGCCACAAUGGCUGGUAUAGAUCAGUCAGAUUUUCAUUUGCUCGGUCAUCCCCAGAUGAAUUCUACGAUGACUAGUCCUCCUAGAGAAGAAAAGAAAGCGCCCGAAGAAGAAAAACCAGAAUCAAAGCAGAACUCCCUAGGACACGUGCAGAACAUCCAAGUUUCUAUUUGUAUGCAGUCAGCUUACAGUGAAGGAACACUAAUGAAGUUUCAGAAAAUUACAAGCGAUGCUAGAAUUCCUUUGCCUCUCGACUCCUUCCAUGGCCCCGUCUGUACGCAAGAGCCCUUAGAAACUUCCAGAGACAACCUGGGAGCCCCGGUCAGUAAGCAGCAGCAGGAGUCUUUCAAAGAAUUCAUUGCUAGAACAUGUUCUCCAUCAGCUGAUGUGAUAUCUGGAAUUGGCAGCCAAAGAAAAGAUGACGAAUUAUCUAGAAAUAGCAAAUCUUCUUCAGAGAAGUUGACCAAACCAGGUGAAUAUACCAAAAAACACUCUGCUAAGAAACAGUCCAGAAACGACCUGCGUUCCUGCUCUGACUCCCCUAUAAAUUGGAAAAGUAACGGAAUCGGGCAAAAUGGUUCUUUGGUUCAUGAACCAAUUAAAAGCGAGUCUUUGAAAAACCCCAUUUCUGACAAGAAAGAAAGUAAAAUAGUGACUCUUUCAUCGAAGAGAACUAAAAGUAAACUCAAUCUGUUAGAACACUCUGAAAGUGAUACUCUUGGAUCUGACUUUGAAAUUCAAGAAAGCAUCCAUUCUGUAUCACGCCUGACAUAGGUCUAAAUCUUUUGAAAUUAUGUUUUUGCCUCCAAAUUUUAAUAAAGUCCUUAUAUUUUCAUUGUG
Molecule: messenger RNA, 2633 nt
Organism: Suricata suricatta (meerkat)
Lineage: Eukaryota; Metazoa; Chordata; Mammalia; Carnivora; Herpestidae
Gene: CEP78
Product: centrosomal protein 78
Exons: 14
Coding region: 255-2567 (770 amino acids)
Cellular component (GO): centrosome
Molecular function (GO): protein binding
Source: RefSeq, a predicted model, not a curated record